Molecule: messenger RNA, 1218 nt
Organism: Talaromyces amestolkiae
Lineage: Eukaryota; Fungi; Ascomycota; Eurotiomycetes; Eurotiales; Trichocomaceae
Exons: 1
Coding region: 1-1218 (405 amino acids)
Biological process (GO): rRNA methylation
Cellular component (GO): mitochondrion
Molecular function (GO): RNA binding; RNA methyltransferase activity
Source: RefSeq, a predicted model, not a curated record
AUGGGCAGAGGGAAAAAUUUCAAUGUCAGUGAUUCAUCUAGCCAAAAAUCCGGCAAAGGCGCAAACAACAUCAAACGAAGACGAGGCAAGCAGCACGAGCCCACCGACGCAGUUCCAGAGCGAGUCAAACCUCACGUAACCGUGCCCGAGACGAUACCCUAUACAACACCGGCAUCCGAAUUCAUAUACGGAUUAUCCGCGGUGGAAGCAGCGUUGCGAUGCACGCGCCGCAAGUUAUACAUGCUAUACAUAUACCAAGCGGCUGGAGAAGAACUCAGUUCCGAAAAGAUUGCUCUGCGUAAACUAGCGCUCGCCCGCGGAAUACAGGUCAAAAUGGCUUUUGCUGGCUGGGACAAGAUUCUGGAUAAAAUGAGCACUGGUCGUCCUCACAAUGGUCUUAUUCUCGAAGCGUCGCCUAUGCCGCAGAUCCCAGUUAGUAGUCUACAGCCUGUUUCUUUGCCUACGGAUGAGUAUUUCGAAGUAGGCCUGGAUAAGCAGUCGGUGGAAGAAGCUGAGGUUAAUGGCUCGAGCAACCGCAUUGCACGGGUUGAGCGAUUCGAAGAAGUCGCCAAGUCCCGUUACCCCUUGGUCAUCCUUCUAGAUGGUAUCCUCGACCCUGGAAAUAUCGGAGCAGUUAUUCGGUCUGCAUACUACCUUGGUGUCGACGCACUCGUCCUGACAGGCCGCAACUCCGCGCCCCUGACACCGGUCACAAUAAAAGCUAGUGCAGGCGCCGCCGAAAACAUGACGAUCCUAAAAGCCAACAAUGAGAUCGACUUCAUCCGCCGAUCCCGCGAAAACGGCUGGCGCUUCUAUGCUGCUGAUUCCCCUCAAAACGUCGCUGAUUUGGCUGCGACGCACGGUACAUUAGCCGAUGACACGGCUUCUAUUGCCGCCAACGAGAUAAAUCACGGCGCAAGUCUUUUAGCAACUGCACCCACUGUCCUCAUGCUCGGCAACGAGGGAACGGGUCUAUUGCCUCGCAUCAAAGCCCAAGCGGAUGGCUUUGUCUCUAUCCCCGGAGCACGUAUCAGGCCCAACCUGGGAAUCAAUGAUGCUGCUCGUGUCGAUAGUUUGAAUGUUAGUGUUGCAGCGGCUUUGUUGAUGGAGAUGCUGAUGCGGGUUCCUCUUCGGGUUGCGAGUGCUGUGCCGGUUGCGUCGGCUGGUUCGACGAAGACUACAAAAGAGACAACUCCAAGAUCUUUCGAUUUCAACUAG